CCGAGUCGAGCAGCUCUUCACUCUACAACAAGACAAAACCACAACUGGUGGCCACAGCAACAUGGCUCCAUCACUUUUCGCAGCAGCAGGAGGACUUCUCUUACUUAUCGCCUUCUCAUCAGCACAAACCCGAGGAGACAACCUGGGAACAUGUGUCCCAAAUGAUGCCUUUGGAAAGUACUGUCCUACUACAUGUGGCGUGGCUGAUUACCUGUAUACGUAUAUGCCCGGAGUCAACAAAGAUUUGGAUGAUAUGCAAAGGGAGCUGGAAACAAUUACCAAUUUGACUACAGGGGCAGAAGAAACUAUUGUCUACAUGAAAGAUUCAACUACUUCUGCUCAAAAAACGAGCCAGCCAGAUCCAUACUUCAAAAAGUCCACAAAUAUGCUGGAUGAUGUUCUUCGAUUUGAAAAGACCAUUAUUGCGCAGGAGCAGCAAAUAUUUGAACUUCAGACUUUAAUCGCAUCCAAUGAGAGAAGAAUGGCAGACCUGAAACAGAUGUCCAUUGAGCUGCAACAGAAAUGCACUGAGCCCUGCAAAGACACUGUUGAGAUCCAAACCACCACAGGAACAGAUUGUCAGGACAUUGCAAACAAAGGCGCCACCACCAGUGGUCUUUACUAUGUGAAGCCAGCAAAGGCAACAGAGCAGUUCCUGGUCUACUGCGAGAUUGACAGCUUUGGACGCGGCUUCACAGUCAUGCAAAGGAGACGUGAUGGCAGCGUGGACUUCAAGAAGAACUGGGUCCAGUACAAGCAGGGCUUCGGUUAUCUCUCCCCAGACGACACCACAGAAUUCUGGCUCGGCAACGAGAAGGUCCAUCUGCUGACCGCCAGCUCCACCAUCCCCACUGUGCUGAGGAUAGAGCUCGUUGACUGGGACGGCAACAAGAGGUAUGCCGACUACACCAUGUUCAGAGUCGGGUCAGAGGCCGACAUGUACCGCAUGACCUACGGCUACUACUUUGGCGGCGACGCAGGAGAUGCUUUCGAUGGCUUCGACUUUGGAGAUGACCCCAGCGACAAGUUCUAUACGUCACACAACGGCAUGCAGUUCAGCACUGGUGACAAGGACAACGACAAGUAUGACGGCAACUGUGCCCUGCAGGACGGCUCCGGCUGGUGGAUGAACAGAUGCCACGCUGCACAUUUGAAUGGAAGAUACUACCAGGGUGGCAGGUACACAGAGAAGGACGCAGGGGAGUAUGGCUACGACAACGGCAUCAUUUGGGUCACAUGGCACAACCGCUGGUACUCCCUGAAAGAGACCACCAUGAAGCUCAUCCCCCUCAGCCGCAUCACAGCAGGAGGCGGGCAGCAGGCCGGUGUGAAACAGUUCGGCGGACUCGGAGAUUCUUAAAGAUUAGACACGUUCGGAAUCUGCACUUACUGUGUUCAGCCAUGAAACCAUCUGCGAUACAAUAAAACGCCUCCAUGGAAAAUUUUCUGACUUUAUGAUUUGUCUUUCUGUGAUGUUCACAUGUUUUAGUCAUCUGAGCCAGCAGGAUACUGAUGUUUCCCAUUCCCUCUUCACUGUUGUUUAAAGCACUAAUAAACGUCUUUUCUCUACUAA
Messenger RNA from Stegastes partitus (bicolor damselfish), 1573 nucleotides. It is a transcript of the gene fgg, whose product is annotated as fibrinogen gamma chain. Lineage: Eukaryota; Metazoa; Chordata; Actinopteri; Pomacentridae. The transcript is spliced from 9 exons. Gene Ontology annotation, biological process: blood coagulation, common pathway; platelet aggregation; positive regulation of heterotypic cell-cell adhesion. The coding region runs from base 62 to 1360 and encodes 432 amino acids. Gene Ontology annotation, cellular component: fibrinogen complex. The record is from RefSeq and is a predicted model, not a curated record. Gene Ontology annotation, molecular function: protein-macromolecule adaptor activity; extracellular matrix structural constituent; signaling receptor binding.